Metschnikowia bicuspidata var. bicuspidata NRRL YB-4993 is the source of this 729-nucleotide messenger RNA. It is a transcript of the gene GRX3, whose product is annotated as monothiol glutaredoxin. Gene Ontology annotation, molecular function: 2 iron, 2 sulfur cluster binding. Lineage: Eukaryota; Fungi; Ascomycota; Pichiomycetes; Serinales; Metschnikowiaceae. The transcript has a single exon. The record is from RefSeq and is a predicted model, not a curated record. The coding region runs from base 1 to 729 and encodes 242 amino acids.
AUGUCGGUCAUAGAAAUCACUUCUGAGGAUCAGCUCACAAACCUCACCACCGCCGACCCAACACGGUUGGUGGCUCUCUACUUUCACACGCCGUGGGCUGCGCCCUGCCAAACCAUGAACUCGGUCAUGAAAACAUUGGCCCAGGCUAACCCCGAAGUUGCUUUUCUCUCGAUAAACGCGGACGACCAGCUGGACAUCAGCGAGCUUUUUGAAGUCUCGGCAGUGCCAUACAUAAUCUUGACCAGAAACCAGACAAUCUUGAUGGAAUUGAGUGGCGCAGACCCCAAGGAGUUCAUUGCCGCCUUGAAACAGUUUGGUGGCUCGUCUUCUUCUUCCGCCACAAGCGCCGAGCUUGCUGCAGGAAAUUCCGGCGAUGCUCCAGUGGCCACUCCCAAGGAAAAAGAAGAGCCAACUGCCGAAGAACUCGAGGAGAGAUUGAAGAAGCUCACGUCUGCUGCGCCGGUCAUGCUUUUCAUGAAAGGCGCCCCCUCCGCUCCACAGUGCGGCUUCUCGCGCCAGAUUGUGGCGAUGUUGAGGGAAAAUCAGGUCAGAUUUGGCUUCUUCGACAUCUUGAAGGACGACGUAGUGAGACAGGGCUUGAAAGCCUUUUCCGACUGGCCCACGUUCCCACAACUAUACAUCAAUGGCGAGUUCCAGGGUGGCUUGGACAUCAUCAAGGAGCUGCUUGAGGAAGACUCUGACUUCUUUGCCAACGCUGUGGGUGCAUGA